CCUGUGUGUUUUUUACUGUCUUGUAGAGGUGUGAACAGCUCCCUUCUGUUACAUGAGGCUGAGUUUUAUGGCAUUACUCCACUAGUGAGACGCUUACAGCUGUGUGAGGAGUUGGAACGCUCUUCAUGCGGCAGCGUGCUGUUUAAUGGAUACCUCCCACCCCCAGUGUUUCCGGCUAAAAGAAGGAAUCGUCACAGUGUUUCUGGGCUGCAGGUCGGCUCUAGAGGUGGAGGGAGUGAGCGGGCUCCUGUACGAAGGAGUAACACAAUGCCCCCCAACCUGGGGGGUGCUGGGAUCCUGGGGCGCUUUUUAGAAGAUAGAAAUUAUGGGAUUUCAGGAGGAACGCCCAGUGACCCAGGGAUGGUGAGGAUCAUCUGCGGACAUCAUAACUGGAUUGCAGUGGCUUUUGCUCAAUUCAUUGUCUGUUACAGAAUGAAGGAGACCUCUGGCUGGCAGCUGAUUUUCACAAGCCCCUGUCUUGACUGGGUGAUUGAACGAGUGGCUCUUAAUGCCAAGACUGUCGGAGGAUCGCUGGGUGACCAUGAUAAGAUGCUGGCCGUCUCCUCUUGCACUGAGAUCAUUCUGUGGGCCAUCCCUGGUGAUGGUACUGGAAGUGAAAUAGGAGUGUUUACCCUUGGGGUGCCAGCGGAAGCUUUGUUUUUUGUGGGCAAUCAGUUAAUAGCCACAAGCCACACUGGAAAAAUUGGGGUGUGGAAUGCUGUGACCAAACACUGGCAGAUCCAAGAUGUAGUGCCGAUCAACAGCUAUGAUACAGCUGGCUCCUUCCUGCUACUGGGUUGUAACAAUGGAUCCAUCUACUAUGUAGAUGUCCAGAAAUUUCCCCUGCGCAUGAAGGACAAUGACUUGCUUGUUACGGAGCUUUACCGUGAUCCAUCUGAAGAUGCCAUCACUGCACUUAGUGUCUACCUCACACCCAAAACAAGUGACAGUGGUAACUGGAUCGAGAUAGCCUAUGGAACAAGUUCUGGUGUUGUAAGAGUUAUUGUUCAGCAUCCAGAGACUGUUGGGUCUGGUCCUCAGCUAUUCCAGACAUUCACAGUUCACCGUAGUUCUGUGACCAAAAUAAUGCUGUCGGAAAGACACCUGAUCUCAGUUUGUGCAGAUAACAACCAUGUGCGCACCUGGACCGUCACUCGCUUCCGUGGUAUGAUCUCCACCCAGCCUGGAUCCACUCCUCUAGCAUCAUUUAAAAUCCUUGCUCUAGAAGAUAUUGAUGGGCAUGCUGGCUGCAGUGCUGGGAAUGAUAUUGGGCCCUUUGGAGAGAGAGAUGAUCAACAGGUCUUCAUCCAAAGAGUGGUUCCGGAUUCUAACAUUGUUUAUGCCCGCUUGUCUUCCACUGGGAAGAGAAUCUGUGAAGUUCGCUCUGUGGAUGGAACCCCCAUUACCUCCUUCACAGUUCAUGAAUGUGAUGGAUCAAGCCGUAUAGGCUCUCGCCCACGGCGCUACCUCUUCACUGGCCAUGCCAGUGGCUGCCUUCAAAUGUGGGAUCUGACUACUGCUAUGGAGGUGGUAAACAAAGGGGAGACGGGUGCAGAACAAGGGGGACUCACUCAGAAAGAGCUGCUGGAACAGCUGGAGCAGUGUGACCUGGCUCUGACCCGCACCCCUGAAAUAAGCCCUGCCACAUCAUUCAGUCACAGUGCCAACCCUCGCGCAUCAAUUGCCAGCUUGCAGUCUCAGCUGAGUGACAGCAUGCGAGAUCGAUUCUCCAGACUUAUGUUAAGCUCCUCUCAACGCCCCCAGGUUGCAUCAACUCGCUCUACAGAAGGUUGGGCCUCUAUGUGCAGCUUGCAGCCACACAUAUCUGGGAGUUUCAGUUCUUUGCACAAGUCAGACUCCCUCCCUCGAUCCAGCAUGAGAUCCAGUAAAACACAGAGCUGCCAGUUAAGGGCAGAGGGCCAGACGUCCGCUGCAGUUUCCGAUCCACCGUCUCCCCGCACCAGUGGCAGUUUUGUGGAACGCUGUCAAGAGCUUGCACGUAACACAGAAUCACACCAGUUAGACUCACGACGUUCCAGCACAGAAGUGGCAACCACCAGGAUGAAUUCGCCACGAUCAUCUACUCCAGCAGUUAGGCGGCCAGUUUCACCGGCCCCUCCACCACCCCCACCUCUUUGUGUAGCACCAUCAUCACCUUCUUUAACCUCUUCAACAGACAUCUCCACAUCUUCACCCUCUCCUCCAAAAAUUCCACAGAAGCCUAGGCUAAACGAGACAUCAUUUUGACAGUGGCUGUAUUGCAGAAGAUUACUCUGAUGGGCUUGAGGAAGGUUAGGUUAGG
Messenger RNA from Nanorana parkeri, 2302 nucleotides. Its product is annotated as SH3KBP1-binding protein 1-like. Gene Ontology annotation, molecular function: protein binding. The annotation marks the transcript as partial. The record is from RefSeq and is a predicted model, not a curated record. Lineage: Eukaryota; Metazoa; Chordata; Amphibia; Anura; Dicroglossidae. The transcript has 14 exons.